This is a messenger RNA of Prorocentrum cordatum, 919 nucleotides long. The record is from the annotation of a GenBank genome assembly. Lineage: Eukaryota; Dinophyceae; Prorocentrales; Prorocentraceae.
CUCCGCGAUGUGCCGCCGAGUCCAGGUCGAUGUCCCUCACUCUCGUUGCCCCUCACGUCGCGCAUCACGGGGCGCGGGCACGCGCGAGGUGCCUCCAGGCAUCCAGGGGCGGGGGCCCUGUGGGCCGCCCCGGCUCGAGACGUGGCCCUUCGCGGAGCCCCGAGCGCUCCCAGGAGCCCGCGCGCGCCCCCUUCGGCGGGCCCUCGCGGGCCUCCCGACCGCGCCCACGGAUGGUCGCCGCGGGAGGCAGCCACACGGUGCUGCUCAGGAGCGACGGCACGGCCGUGGCCUUCGGCGCGAAUCUCUACGACCAGUGCAACGUGCCGGCGCUGGACGGUGGCCUGAGCUACACGCAGGUCGCCGCGGGAUACCUCCACACGGUGCUGCUCAGGAGCGACGGCACGGCCGUGGCCUGCGGCGCGAAUGACCGCGGCCAGUGCAGCGUGCCGGCGCUGGACGGUGGCCUGAGCUACACGCAGGUCGCCGCGGGAUAUCGCCACACGGUGCUGCUCAGGAGCGACGGCACGGCCGUGGCCUUCGGCGCGAAUGGCGCCGGCCAGUGCCACGUGCCGGCGCUGGACGGAGCGCUGACGUACACGGCGCGCGUGCUCGUCGGCGCGACGCUGCUCCUGCAGGCGUCGCUCGACGGCGGCGCGGUGCGCUUCCUGACCCUGGGCGGGGUGGAGCGCUGCCGGGUGCGGGUGGCGCCCGGCGCGCCGCUCGCUGGCGUGCGCGACUGGCUGGCGGGCGAGCUGGGCGCGGGCAGGCUGGGCCCCGGGCUCGGCCGCGCCGACGCGGCCCUGCCAGGCGGACGGCUCCUGAGCGGGGCCUCGGCGGGCGAGACCGUCGCGGACGCCUUCGGGUUGUAGACAUGUGAUAGGAGGGAAGCACACGACUUGACCGGGGAAAAGAUCGAGAG